Molecule: messenger RNA, 2259 nt
Organism: Oncorhynchus gorbuscha (pink salmon)
Lineage: Eukaryota; Metazoa; Chordata; Actinopteri; Salmoniformes; Salmonidae
Gene: ca12
Product: carbonic anhydrase XII
Exons: 9
Coding region: 1-1695 (564 amino acids)
Cellular component (GO): plasma membrane
Molecular function (GO): zinc ion binding; carbonate dehydratase activity
Source: RefSeq, a predicted model, not a curated record
AUGGGAAGACCAGAGCAGCGGGUUUUAGCCAAUGGGAAGACCAGAGCAGUGGGUUUUAGCCAAUGGGAAGACCAGAGCAGUGCUAAAUGGGCAUACACUGUAUUGUUUUAUUUAGGUCCCGACGGGGAGCACCACUGGUCCAAGCACUACCCAUUCUGUGGCGGAACAUUCCAGUCACCCAUAGACAUCCAGACCCAGCUGCUGAGGUUUGACCCCACACUACGUCCAAUCGAGCUCCAGAACUACAACCUCUCAGCCAAUGAGCAGCUGACCCUCGGGAACAAUGGACACUCCAUUCAGCUGUCCCUACCCAGGAGGAUGUAUCUGUCCAGCCUGCCUCACCGUUACACUGCUGCUCAACUCCACUUCCACUGGGGCUCAGAACACCUGCCUGUCGGAUCAGAACACACCGUCAACGGCAGACAGUUUGCUGCCGAGAUGCAUAUGGUGCUCUUCAACUCAGACAAGUACCCCAACAUCUCUGUGGCAGCAGACAAGUCAGACGGCCUGGCUGUACUGGGAGUUCUGAUAGAGGUCGGGGAAUUCAACCCAGCGUUCGCUCAGUUCCUCAAGUACAUCAAUGGUAUUAAAUACAGAGAUCAGAGGGUGCAGGUCCCAGCCUUCAACAUCCGCAGUCUGCUGCCUGUACUCUUGGAUGAAUACUACCGUUAUGAUGGCUCGUUGACCACUCCCCCCUGCUAUCCCAGCGUGCUUUGGACUGUGUUCAAAAACCAUGUCACCAUCUCACUCAAACAGUUUCUGGCCCUAGCAACGGCCAUCUACUCCUCCCACCAACAGGAGUCGGCCCCAGUGGCCAUGAACAGCAACUACAGGAAACCACAGUACACGGACAACAGAGUUGUGCUCUGCUCUUUCCAGGGGGGCAGAGGACUACAGGGUGCUACUCAGACGGUCACCUCUCCGUUCCUGAGGAGGCAGGUCAUCAACCAGCUGUUAGAUGGAGACCUGGCAGACCUGGCAGACCAGGAUGGGCUUAACAAGCUGUUAGAUGGAGAUCUGGCAGACCAGGAUGGGCUUAACAAGCUGUUGCCCAAGAAGCCCAGAGCACCGGGCAAGAAGUGGAAUAACCUCAAAAACCACCAGAAAGGCUGGACCCAGAGCCAUAUUGGGUCCAAGCACUACCAGAACACCGGGUCUCAGACCCAGAACAGCCUCCAGCAGCAGCGGUCGAAUCCCAAUAAGGUACCAUCCGGGGGGGCAGGAGCUGCCAGAUUAGUCCCAUCUCCCUGGGAGAACCAACAGAACAGGCAACCUGUGUGGAAGUCAGGUCUGAGCGAGGACAUGCUGUGUUACGUCUCCUUGGAGCAGGACGUGUCUCGCCAGCUGAGCAGAGGGAGAUCCCCUACCCAUACAGACACCGAGCUGGUCCAGGCUCUCAGAGAAACUCUGUUCCCAGAGCUCAACCUGCGCAGCUACCUGGGCUGUAAGUCUGACCUGGCUCUGUUCACCGUCAGACAGCUCCUACGGGGAAGAUCAGCCACAGAUGAGGCCCUGGAGCUGGACCAGGCCAUUGUCAAGGCCUUGGGGGGGACAGGGCAGAGGGGCUCCACAGCACAGCAGCAGACCAAAACUCUCUCCAAGCACCAAACAGGCUUCGCUCCUGCCCCUGCUGCCGUGCCUAAGAAACCCAAUCAGCCAAUCCCAUGGCUCCAGCCUAUGGAGUGGGAGGACUAGAGUCUAGCCAGAUGUGUAACCACCAUCAGCCUCACCCUCAGCUCAAUCUAUGUUUCCUUAAUAUCUAAAACGGGAUUAAACCUACUCCACAUUUUUGAAAGUGAAAUAAAAAUGAUAGAAAAUGUUCAAAAUGACUAAGAAAUACAAAAUGAGGACGUAUUGAUUGUGUAUGUCUUCACACCCCAUAUUUGGUGUGAGACACAUUUGGCAGGAAUCACAGGUGUGAAUACAUUUGAAUAUGAUUCUACCAACCUUGCACAACUGUUUGGGCAGCAUGUCAAACCUCUAAGAAUAUAUUCCACAUUUUGUUGUGUUACAGCAUUUAAAAUGUAUUACAUGGAUGUUUUGUUUUACCGAUCUACACACAAUACCACAUAUCGGCAAAGUGGAAUUUUGUUUGUAAUUAUAAUUUUUGUAUCCCACAUUUUUUUAAGCUGAAAUGUCUUGAGUCAAUAAGUAUUCAACCUCUUUUGUUAUGGCCUAAAUCAGUUCAGGAGUAAAGAUGUGCUUAACAAAUUGCAUAAUGUACAGCAACAACCUGGGGAAAAGUUACAGGGAUAAAUG